AUGGAGGAAAAGGAAAGCCUCCUGCCAUCGUCGAAACCCGCCCUCGAGACCAGCCCAUCAGCCCGUCCAGCCUCAGCAAUCUCAGCCUCAUCUUCCCUCUCCACUCGCCCUGCUGGCCAUCUCGCCAAGGACGUCAAAGUAUGGCUCCCUUCAAACAACGCUCAGCCCGCUCCACGACCAGUCCUAGGAGACGAUUAUUUCAUCCCGACAGCCGCCGAGGCUCAAAGGGCUUUCUCAGGACAGGUUGCUAGUAGAGAAAAAUUAACGGACGGGCCGAUGCUCACGAAAACACUCAGAGAAAGAGAACAGAAUCAGAAGAAAAAUGAGAAAUUGGCGCGGUUUCCUAUUACUCGGAUUAGAAUCAAGUUUGCCGAUCGGUCGAUGUUAGAAGGCGCACUCCCCAGUACUUGUAAAAUAUCUGAUGUUUACCGGUUUGUCAAGGAAUCGUUGCUCGAAAAUGUCCGGACCAAACCCUUUGUACUGUAUCAAACGCCUCCUCGUCGUGAAUUCUUGGCAACAGAUUCGAAAAUUAACACCAGUAAUUUACUCGAUCUUCAACUGGCGCCUUCCUCUCUUCUGCUGAUAAAAUUCACCGAAGAAAUCUACAACCAUUCGACCAACCCGCCUCCUCUAACACCUGAGCUACUAAGCGCGGCCCAGCCACUGCCUCUGCCACCGACCUUGGAUGCACAAAAUGGGAGCCAACCGACUGGCAACACGCUCGAGAAGGGCAAACAGAAAGUCGACGAUAUCCUCAAGGCGGGCGCCAAAGUACCCAAAUGGCUGCAAAAUCUAACGAAGAAAUAG
Molecule: messenger RNA, 807 nt
Organism: Puccinia triticina
Lineage: Eukaryota; Fungi; Basidiomycota; Pucciniomycetes; Pucciniales; Pucciniaceae
Exons: 6
Coding region: 1-807 (268 amino acids)
Molecular function (GO): protein binding
Source: RefSeq, a predicted model, not a curated record